AUGGAGAAAAGACACCAAGACAUUAUCAAGGCGAACUACUCUACUUUAGUGCAAAACAUAACGACCUCAUCGGUUGCCGGACAUCUAUUUGCUUCCAACAUUAUUACCGAUGAAAUGCGGCAGCAGAUUGAAGCUGAAAAAACCAGCUAUGAUCGAAAUAGAAAACUAUUAAGCAUCAUUCUACGGAGAGGUCCGAGAGCUUUUACAGGUCUCAGGAUGGCACUCCUGAAAGCCAAUCAAAGAGACUUGUUUAAGCUUCUUUUACCUGAAGAUAAUACUGUAUCUGAAUACGACAAAAAGUUAGCCAUGGCCAGAUCACUAGUUCACGAUACGACAGAAACAUCUGUUGGUGUCAACCAGCCAAAGACCUACCGUACAGAACGACAAAAAUCUCAAGAGGAACGAUGCAGAAUCAGCCUGGAUGACUUCAGUGACAUUUUCCUGACAGCCGUUCCUUUCAAAAAUAAGAUCAAUAUUCACAUUCGUCACUUCACAGAGUCCAACGGUCGCUAUAUCGCAACAAAGAAAGGGGUUACGUUUUCACUUCCUCGAUGGGUGAUGUUUAAAUCUCUGCUCCCGGAUAUAGAAAGAUGUAUGCAGAACAAAGAGAACAAUUGUGAAAUGAAGUGGCACAUUGGAGGUGGAGUGUACGUCUCCAUUAACCCUGGAUAUUCAACAGUGGACAUCAGACACUUUUGGAAGCCAGAAGAUGCUGUCAAACCGGUACCAACAAGAAAGGGUGUGACCCUAAACAGACAAAAACUGAGUAGAUUGCUUCAAGCUACCCAGGAAUUAAGAGAAUGUGUCCCAGAGCUAAAUGAUACAGAUCUGUGCGCAUUCAGUGAAUCACAUCAAAACCAGCUUGGGAUGUUAAAUUGCCCAGAAUGCACUCCCUUCGGAUACGAACCUCAGGAAGUUAAUACGUCCAUGGAAUGCAAUGACGGUGACUCACAAGAAACAUUGAUAAUCGAAUGUGACACUGACUAAACCAAUGAUAUUGUAUGAUGUGUAUCUAUGAAAAUAUUGUUUUAAUAACAUAUUCGCGAGUACAAUCGUAUUUGUGCAAACAAUUAUUGACCCUCUGAAUAAAAUCAUAUAUAUUGUAUAUUUAUAAAUGACUCCUGUUUUCAUUUUAUUAUUAAAUACUAGCUAAAAACAAGAAUUAAUCAGUAUGAGUCAGGAUGGCAAAGAACACAGACUAUCUAAAAAAAAUAUAUUAUACUCCUGGAAAUCCCGGGGCAUUUGCAGGACCAGAAAAACUUUACCAAGCUGUAAAAAAGGAGGGAAAAUAUAAAGUUGGAAGAGUGAGGAUAAGACAGUUUUUAAACAAUGAAGACCCUUACAGUUUAAUGAAACCUAUCCGACGCACAUUUCCUCGUUCAAGGGUCGUGGUGGACACCAUUGACUCGAUGUGGGACGGAGAUUUAGCUGACGUUAGCAACAUUUCUUCCCAUAAUGACGGAUAUAAAUUUUUGCUAGUGUUAAUCGAUAUAUUUAGUCGCUUUCUGUUCUUAAUACCACUGAAAAAUAAACAACAUCAAAGUAUAACUGAUGGUUUUAAAUUGGUUUUUCAAAGUGGACGCAAACCAAAUACGAUUAGAACAGACAAAGGAAGCGAAUUUAAAAAUCGCUGGGUGAAAGCGUUUUUUAAAAAAGAGGGAAUUCACACCAUAUACACUCAAAACGAAACUAAAGCAAAUUAUGCGGAGAGAGUUAUCAGGACAAUGAAAAACCUGAUGUACCGUUAUUUUCUUAAAAACAGAACUUAUCGAUAUGUUGAUGUUUUACAAGAUUUAGUGAGUAGUUAUAACCAAAGACCUCACAGAUCGUUAGGAGAACGAGCACCUUCAACUGUCAAUAAGGAAAAUGCGGAUGAAAUAAGACUAGUUACUUAUCUCACAACCAGAAAACAA
Messenger RNA from Magallana angulata, 1913 nucleotides. RefSeq lists its product as uncharacterized. NCBI's taxonomy places the organism in Eukaryota, Metazoa, Mollusca, Bivalvia, Ostreida, Ostreidae. The transcript has a single exon. Gene Ontology annotation, biological process: regulation of DNA-templated transcription; regulation of apoptotic process. Gene Ontology annotation, molecular function: protease binding; death domain binding; DNA binding. The record is from RefSeq and is a predicted model, not a curated record. Bases 1 to 987 code for a protein of 328 amino acids.